AUGGAUCUUACAAAAAUAAAAAAAAAAGUAGAAAAAGAAAAUGCAGACAGAAUAAAUAUAAUUGAUACUAAAUUUCGAACAUGCUUAUGCUUAUUCAAUAACUAUUCAAAAUGCUACAUUAAUAUUAAAAAAAAAUAUUUUAUGGACACAUGUAGAUAUGAUAAAAUAUAUGGAUUUGAAAAUAUAAAAAUAAAUGAAGAAAGAAUAAAUCAAAUAAAUAAAGAAAGCUGUCUCGAAUAUCCAUACCCUUAUAAAUAUGAAAAUAAUCGAAAUGUUUUUUUAAUUAUAAAUAGUAAAAAUGUUAACUCUACUAAUACUUGUAUAUAUAACAGUGAUAUUAUAUACAUCAUUUAUAAUAACAAAAAAUAUGAACAUAUAAAUAUACAAAAAAGGUCAAGUAAAAAAACCAAAUACACAAAAAAAAAAAAUGAACGUACUAGCCAUAUUCACAAUCAAAUUUUAGCUAGCCAAGACAAAUCAUCUAGCGAAUUUUCAAAUAACACAAAUAGCAUAUUUUCAAGCUCUGAAAAUAAUGAAGAAAAAGAAGAUGAUGAAAAUGAACAAAACCCAUUAUAUAAUAGUACUAUUUUUGAAACACGAAAUAUGAAUUUUUCUGAAACUGUGGAAAAAAAAUCAAAAAAAAAAAAAAUUAUAAGCUCAAAAAGUAAUAAAAGAAAUUUAAUCUAUUCAGAUAUCGAUUCAGAUAAUAAUUAUGAAAAUGUAUUUACACACAUAAAUUCAAAUUUAUAUUUUUUAAGUGUAUCAAAUAAUCAUAUAGAAAAUGAACAAAAUCUAUAUAUACAAAAUGAAAAAUAUAUAAAUAAUAAUGAUAUCAUAUUUAGAAAACUUAAAUUUACUAAAUCCCUAUUUAUUAAUUUAGAUACAUAUAAUUCAUGGAUCAUUAUAAAAAAAAGUAUCUUACUAAAUGAAUUUAUAAAUCGUUCUAAAAAAAAUGAUUUAGUAGAUAUUAAUGAUGUACUAUAUGAUAUUACAAAUUCAUAUAGAAAAAUAAAAAAUUGUCACACUAGAUUAUAUGUUAAUGAUGGUUUUCUAUUAAUUAAUAAUAAAACAAAAGAAAUAUUAGGAGUAAGGAAAAUAAAUAAUCCUACCUCUAAAAUAAAUUAUAAUUCAAAUGGCGACACAAAUUAUAAUACACAAAAACAUGGUCAUACAUAUAAUGAAGAAAUAAAUAAUGGUGAAAAAAAUAAAAUUAUGGAUGAAUCAGAAACUUAUAAAUUAGUAUUAAUUAAAAAAAUGAAUUUAAAUCAUUUAUUUUGUAUGUCUACAGAUAUAAAUAUAGUCUUUAAUUUUCAUGAUGUUUGUUUAAAAAGUUAUAAUAAAAUUGAUAUGGCUAACCAUUAUUUAUUAGCUAGCCACACACUAAAUAUUCAUAAUAUACGCCCAGAAUAUAAUAAAGAAAAUCCAACAAAUCUAGACCUAUCAAACCCUGAUUACACAUAUUUUAAUAAUUAUAUUACACAAAAAAUUGUAGAAAAUUAUAAUAGUUACAAUCUAUAUAUUAAAGAAUCAUUACUUAUUAUUGAUAUAUUAUACAUUUUAAAUAAUAGUUAUGGAAAUUUAAUAUACAUAAAGGAGUACUACAAAUAUGACCAUCAAAAUUAUUAUUCAGAUAUAGUAACAUUUUUUAAAAAUAAUAAAAACACAUUCAACGAUUCUCACACUAAUAAUACUCAAAAUAGUUUAGAAUCCCACAAAGACAUCAACGAAUAUGAUGAAAAAAAACAAAAAAAAAUACAAAAAUCAAAAAAAAAACAUAGUAAUACAUCAAUUUAUUCUAUAUCAUCUUAUAGUAACAGUGAUGAGGAGGAUGAAAAUUAUGACCCACCCUCUACCUCUUCCUAUUGUUCAAGUAAUAAAUAUAGCUAUUCAAAAAUGGAUAGUACAAAUAAAAAAAAGUUUCAAGACCUUAACAAUUACUUAGUAUAUAUUAUCCCUAAAUAUAAAAUUGUCAUCUACCCAAGUAUAUACAAUUCCAAAGAUCAAAAUAAUAGUAAUAUUAAAAUGGUAAAGGAAAUACUAAAAUUAGGAAUAUAUUUAAGAAGAAUUCAAAAAUUUAUAGAAAUAAAUAAACGAAGCCAAUCAUGUAAUGCUACAUUUGAAAUAUUUUCAUGUUGUCUAAAUAAUAUCACAUUACAUAUAAUUAAUCAUAUAAAUAGAAUUGAACAAAAUAUAAGAAAUAUUUAUAAUUUUACUAAAAUUAAUAUGCAAGGAAAAGAAGAAAUCGCUUUGUCCCUUUUUGAUGAAAAUCGAAUGUCUUUUUCUGCAAAUAAUGAACAACAAAAUUUAUUUUUUACUAUUAAUAGUUUAUUUAAUAAAAAUGUAAAAGAUUUUAAUCUAUUUUUUAAUAUUAAUAUAGAAAAAGCUGAUGAUAUCUCUUUAUACAAAAUUAAAUUAUGUAUAUUGCCGUUAAUGCAAAUAGCCAAAUUAUUAAAUAAAAUUAUUAACAAAAUAGCUAUAAAAAAAAAAUUUAAUGAUACAAAAUAUUUAAUCGAUUUAAUUUAUAAACUUCAAGAAUAUUUAAAUAAAGAUGAUAUUAAUAAAACAGUUUUAACAUAUAUACUUAAAAAUAUUACUAUCCCAUUAUUUGAUUUUAUCAAAAAUUAUAUAUUCCAUGGUAAAGUAAAAGACACAUUUAGAGAAUUUUUUAUUCAUGAAAAUAAACAUAUCACACCAUUCUAUAAACAAAAUAAUAAAAUAUAUUAUAUCAAUCAUAAUUUUUAUAAAUAUAUUUUUAAAAAAUAUAUUGAUUUGUCUACAAAUUAUUGGGGUGCUAAAUAUGUUAUAUUAAAUUCAAAAGUUCCUAAAUUUUUAAAAUCAAUUGCUAAUCAAAUAUUUAUUACUGGAAAAUAUAUAGACGUAUUACUAGCCUGUUCAACUAUACUUAAUUUUAAUACACCAUUAUUUUUUGAUUUAAAUUUUUCCUAUAAUAAUUGUAAUGACUCUUCUUGUUCCUACAUACCUGGUAAAUUACUUCUUCUCAACUAUGAAGACAAACCAAACACCUAUUCCUAUAAUAAAUCAAAACAAAAUAAUCAAGCUAAUACAUAUACAGGAAGUAUAAUCAAAUAUGAUCAAUCUCAAAAUAAAGUUACAGACGAAUUUUCCUCAAUAGAAUCAUAUAUAACUUAUAAAAAACAAAGAAAAACAAGUGCCACAGGAUUUAGUAUAAACCAUUCAGAAAAUCGAUUUAAAGAAGAACAUAAUUAUUAUGACAAUCAAAACAAAUUCAAUAAUCAAUUUUUAAUGGAACAAACAAAUAAUAAUGAAUGUUUUCUAUUAUAUGAUUCAGAACAAAAAACUUAUGAAGAACUUAUACAUAAUCAACAUUUAUAUGCAUCCAAAAAAAUGUUUGAAUUAUAUAUAAAAAAUAUUGAUAUAAAAGAAAAAAUACGACAUCAUUUCUUUUUUUAUUUCUUACAAAUUAGUGAUUAUUUAAAAUAUUUUUAUAUACUAUCACAUGACCAUUUAGAAAAGUUAUAUAACCAUAAAAAAAAUAAUGUACUAACUAAAAUCAAAAAUUUUUUUGAUAUAUCUUUAAGGUCAUCAGUUUUAGAUAAUUUAAAAUAUAGAAAAGAUUAUACUAUUCAUGUUUCCGAUAUUUUAAAUAUUACAGACAAUAUUAAUCUCAUUAUUGAUUUAAAAAAGUUCUGUAAGUUUAAUAAAUCAACUCGAAAUCAUAUUGGCUCUGGACAUACCCAUCGAAGAAGUAGUAAUAAUAUGGACGACAGUAGUGAUAAUAGUAAUAAUAAAAAAAAUAAACAUCAAUCAAAUAAUAAUUAUGAUAAUAAUUUCCAAUCACACACACAAAUAAAUGAACGAUCAAAAUCACCAAUUAAUAUUCAAACAAAUGUAAAUGUAGAAAUAUAUAAAGGUCUUAUUUUAUCUUAUCAUAAUAUAUUCCCAUAUAAUUUAAUAUUUAAUAAUAUAACUAUAUUUAAAUAUACUUUAAUAUUCCGUAUAUUAAAUUAUUGUAAAUAUAUUGAACAUAAGCUAACUGAAGUCUGGAUAAAUCAUAUGUUUAUUAAAAAUGUCGACAUGACUAAUGAGUGUAGAAAUAAUUUAAUGUUAUGUAUACAUACUAGAGAAUCUAUGAUACAUUUUAUCAAAUGCUAUAUUUAUCAUGUUCAGGAUGAUGUUAUAAAAUCAGAAUACAUGUCUAUGAAUGACAAAUUAAAAGAAACUUUUAUUUUUGACGAUAUUAUAUAUAUUCAUAAUAAUUAUUUAAAUAAUAUUUUUAAAUAUUCUUUUAUUAUUAAUCAAAAUAUUAUUAAUUCAAUUUUAAAAAUUAUUUCCAUUGCUCAUAUUUUUACUAGACAUAUAUUAAAAUUCAGUUUUAAUAAAAAUGACCCAGCUAGCGAUAUUACACGAUCUAGACCUGAACGUGUUCAGAAUAAUUCAAUCGAUAAAGAUUUAUCAAAUCAAAAAAAUUUUAAUACAAAUAAUAAAACAGAUAAAAAUAAUUAUCAAAAAAAAUUUAUAAAUGAACUAUUACGAGAUAAAGCAUAUAUAUCUAUGAUACAUAAUACAAUAAAACAUUAUGAUAAACAUUUUAAAAAUUUUUUCCUUCUUUUAACUGAAUAUGUAAAUAAUAAUAUUGAUGACUAUGCUCAUAAUUUUUUAAUCAAACUUGAUUAUAAUUUUUAUUACACAAAUAAAUAUAAACAAUCCUUUCAAACUAAUUCAUCGAAUUAUCAUACACAAAAUAAUGUAGAAUGGACACCUAAUCAAAGUCAAGAUCACCAUCAAUCAAAAAAUUAUUUAUUACAAAAUCAAGACCCUCUCUCUAUUAAUACUGCUAAUAAUGAAUAUACUGGAAAAAUCAAUUCCCCUGAUUAUCAUUAUGCAAAUAAUGCACAUUUACAUCGACAACAUAAAGACACAAAUAUUAGCGAACACCCUGAACAUGCUCGAAAUUAUAAUAACUACACAAAUAAUAACAAUAACAAUGACAAUAUUGAUUGGCCAGUUAUACCAGACAUCUCUCCAACCUCAAAUCAUAUGCCUAUGCACACAUCAAAUGAUAAUAUGUUCCCUAUGAUGCAUCAUUCCGGAAACAACUAUAAUGAAAACCAUUUAAAAUAUGAAAUUAACAGAAACAACUUUGCAAAUAUAAAUCGUGAUAACAACAAUACAUAUAACCAAAUUCCAAUACAACAAAAUAAUUAUAAUAAAUCAAAAUUAAUUGAUAAUAAUAUCUUAAAUGAAAAUAACUAUACUACAUUAUAUCCACAAAAUAAUCAACAAAAUAUUCCAAUAACCCAUGAUAAUUAUGAACAUGCAAUAAAUAAUUUAUCACCUAAUAACAUUAAUUAUGCAAAAUUGAAAAAGUAUACUCCAUAUAAUAAUAGCACUAAUCAACAAAUUAAUAAUAUAAAUGUAAGCAACAUAGAUUUGAACAGUAUUGAUAAUAGUAUGAAUAACAGCAGAAUGUUUAAUCUUUAG
Plasmodium vinckei vinckei is the source of this 5463-nucleotide messenger RNA. Its product is annotated as spindle pole body protein, putative. The record is from RefSeq and is a predicted model, not a curated record. Gene Ontology annotation, biological process: spindle assembly; microtubule nucleation; mitotic cell cycle. The transcript has a single exon. The coding region runs from base 1 to 5463 and encodes 1820 amino acids. Gene Ontology annotation, cellular component: gamma-tubulin small complex; spindle pole; centrosome. NCBI's taxonomy places the organism in Eukaryota, Apicomplexa, Aconoidasida, Haemosporida, Plasmodiidae. Gene Ontology annotation, molecular function: gamma-tubulin binding; microtubule minus-end binding.